UUAGAUUCCUAAAAAGGCACAGUGGUGUGUGCAAAGAGAGGUGAUCCCCAUUCAACAAUGGCGGAAACAACGGCAGAGCACCACCGUGACAACCACCGUGACCACCACCACUUGGUACUAAAAUCUGCAAUAUGUUCCAGACUCCUCCUCCUCGCCCUAAUCGUCUUCUUCAGCACUCUUCUCUCACCCUACGACACAUCUGCAACGUUAAACCCUCCGUGCCUCUCCACCCCCAACGCCACACUCUCCUCCCCUCUCCAAAACGCCGUCGUCUGGGACUCCGUCUACUUCCUCCGCAUCACUCAAUGCGGGUACGAGUACGAACAAUCCUUCGCCUUCCUCCCUCUCCUUCCCCUCUCUCUUUCCCUCGUCUCCUUCAUCCCCACCCAAACACCCCUCUUCGUUCUCUGCGCCUACCUCAUCAACAACCUCGCUUUCGUUCUCGCUGCUCUCUACUUCUACAGACUCUCCUUAACCCUAUUGAAGGACCCCGACACUGCGUUAAGGGCUACUCUUUUGUUCUGCUUCAACCCCGCCUCUGUCUUUUACUCCUCCAUAUACUCCGAGAGUUUGUACGCUCUUUUGUGUUUUGGAGGGAUGUAUCACUUCGUCUGCGGCCGAAACAAUUUCGCCCUUCUUUUCUUCGCGCUCUCCGGUUGUGCAAGGUCUAAUGGCGUCCUUAAUGCUGGCUAUCUUCUUUUUCAGACUAUGCACCGCUCUUAUCACGCCCUCUUUCACCACAAGCGUCUUCCUUUGGCUUUGCAGAUUGUUUUUAUUGGAGCUUUACGCACUGCGUGUAUUUUUGCUCCAUUUUUAGCUUUCCAGGCUUAUGGCUAUUACCAUAUGUGUGUUGGUCGCUCCCAUGAUGAAAUAAGGCCCUGGUGCAAGGGAAGGAUACCGUUACUUUACAGUUACAUUCAAAGUCAUUAUUGGGGUGUAGGUUUCUUGAGAUAUUUUCAGCUGAAACAGUUGCCUAACUUUCUUCUUGCAUCCCCAAUACUGUCUCUGGCACUGUGCUCGAUUGUCCAUUAUGCCAAGUCAAGGCCUCAGAACUUUUUCUCAUUGGGGUUUUUAGCUCCAAUGGAAGAGAAGAGCAGUGGAGCUGUGUUUUUGUCACGUGAUCUCUCAAGGUCCGAAGAAGCUGAUAGUGUGGGGAAGUCCUCCUCUGUUAGGGUAGAAGAACACUUAAAUCUUAGGAGAAGAAAGAAUGUGAUCAAGGGAGACGUUGCCAAUGUUCCCAUAGAAUCCGAGUCAGCAGAAGCAUGGCCAGGAUACUUGUCUGCAUCUGUGCUCCCAUUCGUGUUACACUUGGGAUUCAUGGCAUGUACUGCUUUCUUUGUCAUGCAUGUACAGGUGGCUACUCGUUUCUUGUCUGCGAGUCCUCCUCUUUAUUGGUUUGCAGCAUACAUAAUGGCAUAUCCUACAAAAUACUAUAGAUGGGGAUACGUGAUAUGGGCAUACUCUAUAGCAUAUAUAUUUCUUGGUAGUUUGUUGUUUUCAAACUUCUAUCCUUUUACUUAAUCAGAAGAAUGGAAGAUGCUUCUCCAUUAAAGCUUUUCAUCUUUUAUUCCAUCAAGCAUCGCUGAUAAAUUUUAGAUUUCUGUUGGUUGCUUUGAUUGAACUAAUGUACCUUUCUUUUUUUUCUCUUUUUGUAAUUUUCACUUUGUUUAUUGUUUUUCUUUCUGUUCGAUACUUAAAUUGUAUUAUGCCACAAAGUGAUUUAUCCUAGAAACAUGAAUAGAAAUGAAAUACGUUUUCCUCCACCUCUGAA
Vigna unguiculata (cowpea) is the source of this 1771-nucleotide messenger RNA. Its product is annotated as transferases, transferring hexosyl groups. The record is from RefSeq and is a predicted model, not a curated record. NCBI's taxonomy places the organism in Eukaryota, Viridiplantae, Streptophyta, Magnoliopsida, Fabales, Fabaceae. Gene Ontology annotation, molecular function: GPI mannosyltransferase activity; alpha-1,6-mannosyltransferase activity. Gene Ontology annotation, biological process: GPI anchor biosynthetic process. Gene Ontology annotation, cellular component: endoplasmic reticulum membrane; mannosyltransferase complex.